Molecule: messenger RNA, 3595 nt
Organism: Rhipicephalus microplus (southern cattle tick)
Lineage: Eukaryota; Metazoa; Arthropoda; Arachnida; Ixodida; Ixodidae
Cellular component (GO): extracellular matrix
Molecular function (GO): protein binding
Source: RefSeq, a predicted model, not a curated record
AUCGGUAAAGGCACAAAGUGGCUACACCUUGCUCCGGAGGCGACGGACUAAAAGGGAAAAAAAGAAGCCCAAGUCAAGACCCUUUCGACAUGCCAAGGCAAUACCUAGCCAGGCAAUACUAGUACGCAAGACAGGCAAACUGCUUGUCUACAUUGAGUCCUUGUCCAAUGACUUCCUGCUAGAGCAUCAUCGUGUCAAGCCAAAGUGUGACAUAACGAUAAGGUUAAGAAUAAAGUUACCCAGCCUGCACACUUUAGUGCCACAGAACUAUUAGAUAAGCAAGAAGAUGCAGGCCCACUUCCAUAAGGCAAUGCACCAUGAAACGAUGUCCUGAUAGGCAAAAAAGUGGAAAUACCAAAAAUAAAGCCCAAAAAGAGUCCGAUACUUGGUUCAAUAACGUCCCCUAGAAGGCCAGAAAAUUAGGUGCAGCAACAGAAGUUCAUUCGCAAGAAUGCCACUCAUACAAGUUGAUCAGACAAAUGGAAAGCAAAGAGGCAUUGCCAUCCUGCUCAUUGUCUCUUGCCUCCUCAAAGCAACGAGUGCAGAGUGCCCAAGUGCAUGCUUCUGUGACAGUGAAAGCCAGUAUGUCAGCUGCGUCGGGGACAGUGUGUCACAAGCACCGCAGGACCUGCCCAGAUCGAGUGAGAGGCUCGAACUACGGAACUUUGCCGUAGAUGUGCUAGUGCAGCACCUACUCAGCGAAGUGCCAGCUCUCAAGGAACUGAAGCUGCAGCAAAGUAGAACAAGGGGAAUCGAAGAUGGAGCCCUGGCUGAGCUGGCUCUGCUGCAAAGACUUGACCUGAGCCAAAACUUGCUGGAGAAUCUGACAUCGGGAACGUUCAAAGGACUGCAGCAACUCAAGUACCUUGACCUGUCCUCGAACCAACUGGCACACAUUGAUGGUGCCUUUUCUGGCCUGGGCAACCUGGAGCAGUUGAAUCUUCACAGCAACCUGCUCACACAGCUAAACACCUACACAUUCAUGGGCCUACAGCAGAUCCAGUACCUGAACCUCGACUCGAACCUCAUCUCGAGUGUAGAAGUGGGUGCCUUCCAGAACCUGCCAAAUCUUGGACACCUCAUUCUCAGCAACAAUCCACUCACAAGCCUCUCUCGUCUCAAUUUCUUUGGCUCGCACCUGCAGUACAUUGAUGCUUCUCAGGUCGGGCUUGAGCGCAUACCGCAAAGCCUCACGCGCUAUGUUCGAGACCUCAGGCUCAGCCGCAACAACAUCACUCACAUAACUCUCGGUGACCUGGACAGCUAUCCACACCUCAGCUUACUUGUGCUUGAUGACAAUGCCAUCGAAGACGUGGAAGAUGACGCGCUUGGACAACAGGAGUACCUCACCAGGCUUUGGCUAAACGGCAACAGGCUUACAAGAGUGCCAAUGAACCUGCCACAAACACUAGUUGCUCUGUACAUAGAGGAGAACUUGAUAACUGAGCUGCCAGCCAAUAGCUUUCUUGGACUGACAAAACUGGAGCAAUUGUUUUUGCAGCGAAACCAAAUCAGGAACAUUUCAGAGAGUGCCCUGAGUGAUCUCGCAAACCUGAAGACCCUCGACCUACAGGCAAACCUCAUACAAUGUCUGCCCAACCACGUUUUCAGCAAUCUUGGCAAUGUGCAGACACUCGACAUAUCUCAAAAUCUGCUACAGUUACUGGAGCCCCAGUGCUUUCAAGGACUUGAUGCACUCCAAACACUGCAGAUGUCCCGAAUAGUCAACAAAGUGGAGUUCCAAGAAUACGUCUUUGAUCCGCUGAAGAUGCUAACGAAGCUUGAAAUGUAUGACAGCAGCGAGCUAGUGGCCGAUAUAAUCAGGUCACCAAGAACGCUGCAUGGCUUAAGAAAUGUCCAGGAGCUGAACAUCAUGCACAAUAAGCUCACACAUUUGAGGCCAGAUUUCCCUUCUUUCUUCCCCAAACUGAAGGUUCUCAAAGUGGGAGGCAACACGUUUCACUGUGGCCCUGAAGUGCGGUGGUUCUCAGAAUGGAUAAAAACCUCGAGCAUCCAGUUUUACAGCAGCUACAGCAUAAGAUGUGCAUCCCCAUUCACGCUGCAAUUCAAGCCUGUCAUGUUGUUAAAGGAGGAAGACUUUCUUGAGAUCACCACACAACGCGCACCAGUGCCUCAAGUCAGAGGUGCUACUUUGGUCAAAAGAGUUCCCCUGCCAAACGUCCCAGAACAAAUCACUAAAAGACCAACAGCAGAUAACACCACUGCACCUUUAACACUAAGAAGCAUUUCCACGACAAGAACAAGUUUAAGAGCCGCUGAGACAAACACAGUUGCGUCGAGUAAUCAGACAAGCAUUUUUCCAGCUGACAGCGGCACAGCUCUUGAGAACGCUGAAGAUUUGUUUCAAGCCCCACAGACACGAGAAGCUCUGAAUAUCACUUCACAAAUGGCAGGUGACCAGAAAGCAAGCAAUGGAAGCUUAGUAGCUCACCUCAAAAGUAAUGCAACAUUUGCAACAGACAGCAGCAUUACUGACGGCUCAAGUAACGUUACUAUUCCUACAGUGAUCACUGAGCACACCAUGAUGACGACGCUGCACUACAUCUGGCAACUCCCCACAGCUGAAAUAACUGUUCCAGCUCCCUCAUUGUCACAAAACAACCACACUUCUUUGUCCUUCAAUGCGCCUCAAAGCUUACUGCUUGUACCACCAGUGGCUGAAAAACAACAGCAAGAGCCAAGCUCUGAAGGAAACUCCACUGUCACUUCAAGAGUCAUUACUGGCUGCAGCUUUUUGCUCUUCGUUGCUCUCGUAACCACAGUGUUUAUACUGCAUGCACGCCGCAACUGCAUGGGCUGCCGUGAACGGUAUGCCCGGAUCCAGCGGAGCAGCAGCAUCUCUUACCGUCCUCAGCACGACGAGGUGAACAUCUUGACUGUGUCAGAGGGUACGGUUGAUGCAAGGACUAGCGUGCAGCGCGGCAUUCGAAACAAGCUUUACUUCGCAGUCGACAGUGGUGGUCCUCACGAUGUGUCCAAUGAACCGCAUUUACAAGAACUGAUUCCUCGCUCCUUGAGUGACAGUGAGUGGUGCAGUGGUCACGUGUGUAUAUAAACUUGGACGUCUACUGCGAUAUGGUAUUUGUGACCAUAAGUAGAUACGCAAAGACUGUGACUACCAACGGCCACAUACACCAAAUGUGUGCUUUGCAAAAGCAGGCUUAGAUUCUGUGCCAAAGAUAUAGUGUAUCUCAGGCAGCCUGGCCUUCUACGUUUUUGAAAAAACUUUCAUGACACAGUUAGGGCGAGCUGGCUGUGUGACCAUGACAGGAACAACAGUGCUUGUUAAAAGUGGGCCUCCAGCUUUUUAAAAUUUGUGUGCAUGGACGUGCGCAAAGAGCUUGAUGAUUCCAAAAUUUCAGGAGACAAACUCACAAGGUUCCAUGAAGUGAGCUAUGAAAUUCGACUUAUAGUGAGUGUGAGCGUGAGGAUACAUAAACACAAAGCAUGUAUUUUUGUAAAAGAAGAGAAUUAUUUGGCAGCAUGGUAUAUUACAAUGCUCCUGUCUACUCGUUUCCUUCUAUCAUGCAGCGAAUGUUUAUACAUGUUGAAUAAAGUGUCUACUCAAAGCUUU